CUCCUCUGCCUCCCAGUUCCAAACUCCAAAGUUUGUUCCUUUUUUCAGACCAACGCCAUGGCUUCCUUAGCAACCUUAGCUGCCGUCCAGCCGGUCGCCGUAAAGGGUCUCGCCGGAAGCUCCAUUGCCGGAACCAGGCUCCCCCUCAAGCCCUCUCGCCAGAGCUUCAGACCCAAAAACUUCAGGGCUGGUGCUGUGGUGGCCAAGUACGGAGACAAAAGUGUUUACUUUGAUUUGGAGGAUUUGGGCAACACCACUGGACAGUGGGAUUUGUAUGGAUCUGAUGCUCCUUCACCAUACAAUUCUCUUCAGAGCAAAUUCUUUGAAACUUUUGCUGCUCCAUUCACCAAGAGAGGAUUAUUGCUCAAGUUCUUGCUACUAGGUGGUGGUGCCACUCUUGCCUAUUUCAGUGCCACAGCCCCAGAUGAUGUUCUUCCAAUCAAGAAAGGACCUCAACUCCCACCAAAACUCGGGCCGCGUGGCAAGAUCUAAUUCGCUUUCAAAUCCUUUUCUCUGGGUUUUUUGUUGUAUGUAAAUUUUCUCUCUCAACUCUCCUACCAGUAUGUUUUGAAGAUACCAUUUGGGAGUGUUAUUUAAGCAAUUGUUAUUAUGUGAUGAAUGUACUUUUACAAUGUGGCCUUGCCAGUUCCUUUGAAAGACUGAUAAUGAAAUAUGGUUAAAAA
Messenger RNA from Momordica charantia (bitter melon), 683 nucleotides. Its product is annotated as photosystem I reaction center subunit VI, chloroplastic. Lineage: Eukaryota; Viridiplantae; Streptophyta; Magnoliopsida; Cucurbitales; Cucurbitaceae. Gene Ontology annotation, biological process: photosynthesis. Gene Ontology annotation, cellular component: photosystem I; chloroplast thylakoid membrane; photosystem I reaction center. The record is from RefSeq and is a predicted model, not a curated record.